Haliotis rufescens (red abalone) is the source of this 9153-nucleotide messenger RNA. RefSeq names its product hemicentin-1-like. The transcript has 38 exons. The record is from RefSeq and is a predicted model, not a curated record. Gene Ontology annotation, cellular component: membrane. Lineage: Eukaryota; Metazoa; Mollusca; Gastropoda; Lepetellida; Haliotidae. The coding region runs from base 145 to 8838 and encodes 2897 amino acids.
UCAGAGUCAAAAAUUAUAAAGUAAACACAUUGUCGUAUGACUUCCUUUUAGAUUCAUUUCGUGAACAAAACUCCCACAUGACAAACGAAGGUUGGAGAACAGUCGCAGGCUGACGAGGAUCCGGAGAAAGAGUGGCAAAGUUACAUGCGGAUACAUGUCUAUAUAAGCAAUAUCCAGACCAUGACCAACGUCAAUAUCCUGGUACUGUUGUCUAUCGCUGCGAUACAAGUCUGCAGUGGACUCCGUACCCGCCUUGUUCCUGGUCCUAAUGCCGGACGUCUCGAGGUCUACUAUGGGGGAUCAUGGGGAACGGUGUGUGAUGAUCGAUUUGGUCAACCCGAUGCUGAGGUAGCCUGUAGAGGACUUGGACUUGGGCUAAAACAUGUCUAUGUCAAGGGUUUAGCUUAUUUCGGACAAGGCAGUGGCAACAUCGUGAUGGAUGAUGUUGGAUGCAGUGGCACUGAAACCUCCAUAGACUUAUGUUCACACAGAGGGUGGAACUCUCACAACUGUCACCAUUCCGAGGACGUUGGUGUAGCUUGUUUCGCAGACAGUUCCGGGAUUCAGAAGCAUACCAACGUUUCAUUAGACUUGAGCACUGUGCGGGUCUUCUCAGGAAGUACCGUUACGAUCAUGUGCAGUGUACGUUCUAUAGUGGACGGUCCAUACUCCUUGACAUGGUCUACCAAUGGCUCAAGUUUCGGAACAUCCUCUACCUUUAACUGGCGGCUUGUAAACGUGGACAAUAAUCAAACACUGACGUGUCUUGUGGACAAAGAUGGACAAAGAUUAGGAAAUGCGUCUAUUUUCCUGUCUGUUUUGUACCCUCCGGUCGUGUCCUGUCAACGGGAAUAUCAUGUCCCAUAUGAUACAUCUGUGACAAUCAGUUGUUCAGUGGAUGCCUCGCCCCAGCAUGACAGUAUUUCCUGGUGGCAGACAACUCCGACCAGACAACUACUUGGGACAGGAACAUCGUCAUCAUUCACUAUGGAGAGGGUCACAGCUUCACAAUCCAUUGUUUGUACGGUUGUAAACACAAUGGUGAAUAAUGAGGGUGAAAACCGAACUGGGAACACUUCCUGUGAAAUGAACAUCAGAGUACAACCUUUCCGUACCCGUCUUGCACAAGGGUCAGCUAGUGGGCGACUUGAGGUGUAUAGUCGGACGUGGGGAACAGUCUGCAGCAACAACUUCGAUGACAAUGAUGCCAGGGUAGCCUGUAGAGGACUUGACCUGCCUACUUCAUAUUCGUAUGCUGUAUCAGGCGCAUUCUUUGCAAGUGGAUCAGGACCUGUCUUGUUCAACUAUAACGGAUGUGACGGAAAUGAGUCAUCACUUAAUACCUGUCCACGACAUGAUUCAAGUGAUUCACCCUGCACACACGAGGAUGUCGGGGUCCUUUGUGCUGAGCGUUUUGCGGAUGUUCUGACGUUUAUCACGGUAACGACAAACGUCAGUCGGAUUCGAGUUAUGUCAGGAACUAAGGUACAUGUUGGUUGUACCGUGAAAACGCCACUCAAGUCACCUUUUACAUACUCAUGGACUAUAGAUGGAGUCAUUCGGGGAUUCUCUCACACCUUUAUUGGAAUCAUCUGCAACAUAGACCAUGGUAAAACACUGAAAUGUAGUGUGCGCAAAGACGACAUCUUGCUUGGUGUAUCCACUAUUUCACUACAAGUUUUGUAUCCGCCUAAAGUACACUGCCCUGAAGAGUACACCAUGCUGCAAAAUAUCUCCGCUAACAUCAACUGUUCUGCCGAUGCUUUUCCUGCACCAAAUGCCAUCAACUGGAUAGAGAAAGCAUCAAACAUGACUGUCAUGACUGCCGACAACGUUUCAACUGCUACUCUUACUAUAUCAGAUCAUGGAAUGUAUGUAUGUAGUGCAAGCAACAAGAUGGUAGAUUCCAAUGGUGUGAUUCGUACUGGAACAGGAUCCUGCAGGGUCAAAGUCGUUGUAAUGUAUCCACCACCUCCUUUAAAGUCAGCAAAAGUGGACGUAUUUGAAGGUGUCAGUGUCAACUUGUCACGCCUGAUCUCGUCUAACCCUUCACCACAUCUCUACAGUUGGAAGAGGAGUACAGAGUCAGAUUUUAAUACAGGGACGCCAGUGCUAGCCGAUAUACAGAGAACAGAUGCUGGAACUUACAUCAUCAAAGCUACGAACAUCAUGAACCUCUCACAGGGUGGUCCUCAGAAAGGGCAUGGUGUGCUGAUGCUCACCGUUAAUGUUCUGUAUCCGCCUAAAGUACACUGCCCUGAAGAGUACACCAUGCUGCAAAAUAUCUCCGCUAACAUCAACUGUUCUGCCGAUGCUUUUCCUGCACCAAAUGCCAUCAACUGGAUAGAGAAAGCAUCAAACAUGACUGUCAUGACUGCUGACAACGUUUCAACUGCUACUCUUACUAUAUCAGAUCAUGGAAUGUAUGUAUGUAGUGCAAGCAACAAGAUGGUAGAUUCCAAUGGUGUGAUUCGUACUGGAACAGGAUCCUGCAGGGUCAAAGUCGUUGAAAUGUAUCCACCACCUCCUUUAAAGUCAGCAAAAGUGGACGUAUUUGAAGGUGUCAGUGUCAACUUGUCACGCCUGAUCUCGUCUAACCCUUCACCACAUCUCUACAGUUGGAAGAGGAGUACAGAGUCAGAUUUUAAUACAGGGACGCCAGUGCUAGCCGAUAUACAGAGAACAGAUGCUGGAACUUACAUCAUCAAAGCUACGAACAUCAUGAACCUCUCACAGGGUGGUCCUCAGAAAGGGCAUGGUGUGCUGAUGCUCACCGUUAAUGUUCUGUAUCCGCCUAAAGUACACUGCCCUGAAGAGUACACCAUGCUGCAAAAUAUCUCCGCUAACAUCAACUGUUCUGCCGAUGCUUUUCCUGCACCAAAUGCCAUCAACUGGAUAGAGAAAGCAUCAAACAUGACUGUCAUGACUGCUGACAACGUUUCAACUGCUACUCUUACUAUAUCAGAUCAUGGAAUGUAUGUAUGUAGUGCAAGCAACAAGAUGGUAGAUUCCAAUGGUGUGAUUCGUACUGGAACAGGAUCCUGCAGGGUCAAAGUCGUUGAAAUGUAUCCACCACCUCUUUUAAUGUCAGCAAAAGUGGACGUAUUUGAAGGUGUCAGUGUCAACUUGUCACGCCUGAUCUCGUCUAACCCUUCACCACAUCUCUACAGUUGGAAGAGGAGUACAGAGUCAGAUUUUAAUACAGGGACGCCAGUGCUAGACGAUAUACAGAGAACAGAUGCUGGAACUUACAUCAUCAAAGCUACGAACAUCAUGAACCUCUCACAGGGAGGUCCUCAGAAAGGGCAUGGUGUGCUGAUGCUCACCGUUAAUGUUCUGUAUGCGCCUAAAGUACACUGCUCUGAAGAGUACACCAUGCUGCAAAAUAUCUCCUCUAACAUCAACUGUUCUGCCGAUGCUUUUCCUGCACCAAAUGCCAUCAACUGGAUAGAGAAAGCAUCAAACAUGACUGUCAUGACUGCCGACAACGUUUCAACUGCUACUCUCACUAUAUCAGAUCAUGGAAUGUAUGUAUGUAGUGCAAGCAACAAGAUGGUAGAUUCCAAUGGUGUGAUUCGUACUGGAACAGGAUCCUGCAGGGUCAAAGUCGUUGUAAUGUAUCCACCACCUCCUUUAAUGUCAGCAAAAGUGGACGUAUUUGAAGGUGUCAGUGUCAACUUGUCACGCCUGAUCUCGUCUUACCCUUCACCACAUCUCUACAGUUGGAAGAGGAGUACAGAGUCAGAUUUUAAUACAGGGACGCCAGUGCUAGCCGAUAUACAGAGAACAGAUGCUGGAACUUACAUCAUCAAAGCUACGAACAUCAUGAACCUCUCACAGGGUGGUCCUCAGAAAGGGCAUGGUGUGCUGAUGCUCACCGUUAAUGUUCUGUAUGCGCCUAAAGUACACUGCCCUGAAGAGUACACCAUGCUGCAAAAUAUCUCCGCUAACAUCAACUGUUCUGCCGAUGCUUUUCCUGCACCAAAUGCCAUCAACUGGAUAGAGAAAGCAUCAAACAUGACUGUCAUGACUGCUGACAACGUUUCAACUGCUACUCUUACUAUAUCAGAUCAUGGAAUGUAUGUAUGUAGUGCAAGCAACAAGAUGGUAGAUUCCAAUGGUGUGAUUCGUACUGGAACAGGAUCCUGCAGGGUCAAAGUCGUUGUAAUGUAUCCACCACCUCUUUUAAUGUCAGCAAAAGUGGACGUAUUUGAAGGUGUCAGUGUCAACUUGUCACGCCUGAUCUCGUCUAACCCUUCACCACAUCUCUACAGUUGGAAGAGGAGUACAGAGUCAGAUUUUAAUACAGGGACGCCAGUGCUAGCCGAUAUACAGAGAACAGAUGCUGGAACUUACAUCAUCAAAGCUACGAACAUCAUGAACCUCUCACAGGGAGGUCCUCAGAAAGGGCAUGGUGUGCUGAUGCUCACCGUUAAUGUUCUGUAUGCGCCUAAAGUACACUGCCCUGAAGAGUACACCAUGCUGCAAAAUAUCUCCUCUAACAUCAACUGUUCUGCCGAUGCUUUUCCUGCACCAAAUGCCAUCAACUGGAUAGAGAAAGCAUCAAACAUGACUGUCAUGACUGCCGACAACGUUUCAACUGCUACUCUUACUAUAUCAGAUCAUGGAAUGCAUGUAUGUAGUGCAAGCAACAAGAUGGUAGAUUCCAAUGGUGUGAUUCGUACUGGAACAGGAUCCUGCAGGGUCAAAGUCGUUGUAAUGUAUCCACCACCUCUUUUAAUGUCAGCAAAAGUGGACGUAUUUGAAGGUGUCAGUGUCAACUUGUCACGCCUGAUCUCGUCUAACCCUUCACCACAUCUCUACAGUUGGAAGAGGAGUACAGAGUCAGAUUUUAAUACAGGGACGCCAGUGCUAGCCGAUAUACAGAGAACAGAUGCUGGAACUUACAUCAUCAAAGCUACGAACAUCAUGAACCUCUCACAGGGAGGUCCUCAGAAAGGGCAUGGUGUGCUGAUGCUCACCGUUAAUGUUCUGUAUGCGCCUAAAGUACACUGCCCUGAAGAGUACACCAUGCUGCAAAAUAUCUCCUCUAACAUCAACUGUUCUGCCGAUGCUUUUCCUGCACCAAAUGCCAUCAACUGGAUAGAGAAAGCAUCAAACAUGACUGUCAUGACUGCCGACAACGUUUCAACUGCUACUCUUACUAUAUCAGAUCAUGGAAUGUAUGUAUGUAGUGCAAGCAACAAGAUGGUAGAUUCCAAUGGUGUGAUUCGUACUGGAACAGGAUCCUGCAGGGUCAAAGUCGUUGUAAUGUAUCCACCACCUCUUUUAAUGUCAGCAAAAGUGGACGUAUUUGAAGGUGUCAGUGUCAACUUGUCACGCCUGAUCUCGUCUAACCCUUCACCACAUCUCUACAGUUGGAAGAGGAGUACAGAGUCAGAUUUUAAUACAGGGACGCCAGUGCUAGACGAUAUACAGAGAACAGAUGCUGGAACUUACAUCAUCAAAGCUACGAACAUCAUGAACCUCUCACAGGGUGGUCCUCAGAAAGGGCAUGGUGUGCUGAUGCUCACCGUUAAUGUUCUGUAUCCGCCUAAAGUACACUGCCCUGAAGAGUACACCAUGCUGCAAAAUAUCUCCGCUAACAUCAACUGUUCUGCCGAUGCUUUUCCUGCACCAAAUGCCAUCAACUGGAUAGAGAAAGCAUCAAACAUGACUGUCAUGACUGCUGACAACGUUUCAACUGCUACUCUUACUAUAUCAGAUCAUGGAAUGUAUGUAUGUAGUGCAAGCAACAAGAUGGUAGAUUCCAAUGGUGUGAUUCGUACUGGAACAGGAUCCUGCAGGGUCAAAGUCGUUGAAAUGUAUCCACCACCUCCUUUAAAGUCAGCAAAAGUGGACGUAUUUGAAGGUGUCAGUGUCAACUUGUCACGCCUGAUCUCGUCUAACCCUUCACCACAUCUCUACAGUUGGAAGAGGAGUACAGAGUCAGAUUUUAAUACAGGGACGCCAGUGCUAGCCGAUAUACAGAGAACAGAUGCUGGAACUUACAUCAUCAAAGCUACGAACAUCAUGAACCUCUCACAGGGUGGUCCUCAGAAAGGGCAUGGUGUGCUGAUGCUCACCGUUAAUGUUCUGUAUCCGCCUAAAGUACACUGCCCUGAAGAGUACACCAUGCUGCAAAAUAUCUCCGCUAACAUCAACUGUUCUGCCGAUGCUUUUCCUGCACCAAAUGCCAUCAACUGGAUAGAGAAAGCAUCAAACAUGACUGUCAUGACUGCUGACAACGUUUCAACUGCUACUCUUACUAUAUCAGAUCAUGGAAUGUAUGUAUGUAGUGCAAGCAACAAGAUGGUAGAUUCCAAUGGUGUGAUUCGUACUGGAACAGGAUCCUGCAGGGUCAAAGUCGUUGAAAUGUAUCCACCACCUCUUUUAAUGUCAGCAAAAGUGGACGUAUUUGAAGGUGUCAGUGUCAACUUGUCACGCCUGAUCUCGUCUAACCCUUCACCACAUCUCUACAGUUGGAAGAGGAGUACAGAGUCAGAUUUUAAUACAGGGACGCCAGUGCUAGACGAUAUACAGAGAACAGAUGCUGGAACUUACAUCAUCAAAGCUACGAACAUCAUGAACCUCUCACAGGGAGGUCCUCAGAAAGGGCAUGGUGUGCUGAUGCUCACCGUUAAUGUUCUGUAUGCGCCUAAAGUACACUGCUAUGAAGAGUACACCAUGCUGCAAAAUAUCUCCUCUAACAUCAACUGUUCUGCCGAUGCUUUUCCUGCACCAAAUGCCAUCAACUGGAUAGAGAAAGCAUCAAACAUGACUGUCAUGACUGCCGACAACGUUUCAACUGCUACUCUCACUAUAUCAGAUCAUGGAAUGUAUGUAUGUAGUGCAAGCAACAAGAUGGUAGAUUCCAACGGUGUGAUUCGUACUGGAACAGGAUCCUGCAGGGUCAAAGUCGUUGUAAUGUAUCCACCACCUCCUUUAAUGUCAGCAAAAGUGGACGUAUUUGAAGGUGUCAGUGUCAACUUGUCACGCCUGAUCUCGUCUUACCCUUCACCACAUCUCUACAGUUGGAAGAGGAGUACAGAGUCAGAUUUUAAUACAGGGACGCCAGUGCUAGCCGAUAUACAGAGAACAGAUGCUGGAACUUACAUCAUCAAAGCUACGAACAUCAUGAACCUCUCACAGGGUGGUCCUCAGAAAGGGCAUGGUGUGCUGAUGCUCACCGUUAAUGUUCUGUAUGCGCCUAAAGUACACUGCCCUGAAGAGUACACCAUGCUGCAAAAUAUCUCCGCUAACAUCAACUGUUCUGCCGAUGCUUUUCCUGCACCAAAUGCCAUCAACUGGAUAGAGAAAGCAUCAAACAUGACUGUCAUGACUGCUGACAACGUUUCAACUGCUACUCUUACUAUAUCAGAUCAUGGAAUGUAUGUAUGUAGUGCAAGCAACAAGAUGGUAGAUUCCAAUGGUGUGAUUCGUACUGGAACAGGAUCCUGCAGGGUCAAAGUCGUUGUAAUGUAUCCACCACCUCUUUUAAUGUCAGCAAAAGUGGACGUAUUUGAAGGUGUCAGUGUCAACUUGUCACGCCUGAUCUCGUCUAACCCUUCACCACAUCUCUACAGUUGGAAGAGGAGUACAGAGUCAGAUUUUAAUACAGGGACGCCAGUGCUAGCCGAUAUACAGAGAACAGAUGCUGGAACUUACAUCAUCAAAGCUACGAACAUCAUGAACCUCUCACAGGGUGGUCCUCAGAAAGGGCAUGGUGUGCUGAUGCUCACCGUUAAUGUUCUGUAUGCGCCUAAAGUACACUGCCCUGAAGAGUACACCACGCUGCAAAAUAUCUCCUCUAACAUCAACUGUUCUGCUGAAGCUUUUCCUGCACCAAAUGCCAUCAACUGGAUAGAGAAAGCAUCAAACAUGACUGUCAUGACUGCCGACAACGUUUCAACUGCUACUCUUACUAUAUCAGAUCAUGGAAUGUAUGUAUGUAGUGCAAGCAACAAGAUGGUAGAUUCCAAUGGUGUGAUUCGCACUGGAACAGGAUCCUGCAGGGUCAAAGUCGUUGUAAUGUAUCCACCACCUCCUUUAAAGUCAGCAAAAGUGGACGUAUUUGAAGGCACCAGUGUCAACUUGUCACGCCUGAUCUCGUCUAACCCUUCACCACAUCUCUACAGUUGGAAGAGGAGUACAGAGUCAGAUUUUAAUACAGGGACGCCAGUGCUAGACGAUAUACAGAGAACAGAUGCUGGAACUUACAUCAUCAAAGCUACGAACAUCAUGAACCUCUCACAGGGUGGUCCUCAGGAAGGGCAUGGUGUGCUGAUGCUCACCGUUAAUGUUCUGUAUGCUCCAGUUGUCCACUGCCUGAAGGAGUGCGCAGUACCAAAAAGCAAAACACACACUCUUUCCUGCUCUGUGGAGGGCUUCCCAAUGUCUCAUCUCUUUAAAUGGAUACAAGAGUCUUCAAACAAGACGAUUAUAACUGGGAAUAGUCCUCCUAGUGUCAAGGUCUCAGAUGAUGGAGUGUAUGUCUGCACUGCUACCAACACAAUGACAGACUUCCGUGGAGUUAGUCAAACUCGAACCGGAACCUGCAGGAUCAAUAUUACCAUGAUACAAACUGAGGAGAAAGCAGCUCCGGAAACAUCAGGGUCAGACACAGAUGUGUCCGCCAUUGCUCUUCCCUUGUAUGCCAUCUACGUCACUGGAGGUGCAUUUGGUGGUGUCUGCAUAAUAAAUAUCAUCUUGAUCUUCAUCCUCUGUAAGAAGAAACAAAACAACAGUUCUACCAAUGGUAGACUGGAAAAGAAAAUCAAUAACAUACCACUCACGGAGUCAGCUGGGGAGUCGCCGCAGAUGCUCAGUCUGAUGUGACAAUGGGCCACACGACGGACCCUCUCGUUUUAUCUUUCAGCAAUAUGCAUGAUUUCUUGGUUAUGUAAAUGUGGUUUGGGUUGAUUAGGGAAUGUGAUUUUCAUUGUCAAUGUAGGUCUUUCACAUUUAAUAUUGACUUCUGCAUGGUGUAUAAACGUAUAAUAAUGCUUUUGUGUAAUUUUUUACUUAUUUGAUUUAUGUUAUCAAACUGAGGUGAGGUGAAAUUUGGUUUAACGUCUCGUCCAAGAUUAUUGCGCUUAUAUAGCGACGUGCAUGCACGUGUGUGUGGCUGCUUGUACUAGUCCGGACUGAUGA